AUGCUCAGUUGGUACCCGGUUCUGGGAUAUAGUGACGAUUCUAUUGUCGGUCAUCCCCGAUUUUAUGAUCUGACAAAAUUACUCGACAAAGCGGUCUCCAGGCUCCUACUCCGGCCCACCCCAUCAGAUGUCAAUUUAGAUUCUAUCUGUGUGCUUCUUCUCUAUGCCCAGUGGAUGCCAUGCAGCAAAGAGGGUGAAGAUGAGGAUUCUUUGCGCCCGAGUACCUAUGACGAACCCAAGACCAAAAGCCGGUACAACGAAAUCAGUGCUUGGGUUGUCUUGGGAUUAGCAGAGCGAUACUCUGCCCUACUGGGCCUCGAACAAUCAGCCACAUCACUAUUCAAACCCCCUGACAAGGUACCAUCCAUAGAGGAUGUGAAAAAGCUACGAGUGUGGUACAACUUGCUCACAUGCAACUUCAACCUCAUGCUUACAUCCGGUCUACCCGCAUCAAUUGAUCCUAGUCCAUCGGUCCAGGUGGCGUGGAGGUUUGUCUCUCAUGAGCUGAUGCAGUCCCCUGCGGACCUUCGGAUCUUGGUUUUCUCGUUUAGAGAAAUCACAAUCCCAUUACAAUCAUUUGCCAUUCACUUCGGCCCGGUGGUACCGACUCUCCCUCAAUUGUGCAUCCCUUGCACCACUACUUUCUUCCCCACGGCGCAGAUAAUAUUAGCACAAUCGAGCUUCAAGCCAGAUAUUGUAUUCUCGCUGGAUUCGCAGGAACUAUCUACCUUUCCCGGUGGGACAUACAAUGUGGAUCGUGCAUCCGUGAGUCGAUUAUACUAUGCGGUGGACUCGACCUGGAUUUCGCAUACGUUCGCUAUCAUCUUUUUAUGUCUUUGCUAUAUUCGGGGCAUCAUCGAUGAAAACCUACAAAUUUGCAGCGAAGACUCUAGUCAAGGGAAAGGGAAAUUAUGUACACGCCUUCCUUCCUCGUCUUCUUCGGUUCUCGCUCGACUCCUUCUCCUUGCGAUAGACAUCUUCGACAGUGUGUCUCUGGCCACAAGAUUCCAUUUUGCGCACGACUUCCAAGCCAUUGUUCACUAUACAGUUGCUUUGGUGCUAAUCUCUGAAAAGAACGAGCAGCAUAUCGAGGAAACGGAGAUUGAUGAUAUGGCAAUCCAGUCUCUACUGGAUUUGAUGAAUGAUUCUGGUGUUGACUGGGCAGGGAAUCUUUUCGGGGAGUCGCUUGAUUUCCCAGAGUUGAAUAUGGACGGGAUGCUUUCAUGA
Messenger RNA from Penicillium psychrosexuale, 1227 nucleotides. Its product is annotated as transcriptional regulator family TF. NCBI's taxonomy places the organism in Eukaryota, Fungi, Ascomycota, Eurotiomycetes, Eurotiales, Aspergillaceae. The record is from RefSeq and is a predicted model, not a curated record. Bases 1 to 1227 code for a protein of 408 amino acids. The transcript is spliced from 7 exons.